Molecule: messenger RNA, 399 nt
Organism: Penicillium paradoxum
Lineage: Eukaryota; Fungi; Ascomycota; Eurotiomycetes; Eurotiales; Aspergillaceae
Exons: 1
Coding region: 1-399 (132 amino acids)
Source: RefSeq, a predicted model, not a curated record
AUGACGCCUCCAGUAACCGCCUCCAACGGCACCUUCACCCAGCCGGCGCAAUGUUACAACUCCCGCAACUUGAUGCCCGACCUACCCUCGAACAUCAACUAUUAUAACCAGGUCCCGCUGUGGCAGGAAAAUGAUCCGCACAGGGAUAUGGAGGCGGUCUUGCAGUCCUGCUGCGCCUACCCAGUGUGGAUCACCGAAGAUCCAGACCCUUGUUUUGCCAUUUGCCGUUCGCACAAAUCAAAGGAGGCGAAGGAAGUGAUGUACUGCCUCAACGCCGAGGGCAUUGUGUACGGGAGCAAAACGGAGAUCUCGUCCGGUGUGCGGAGGGCUCCCGCGACGAGUUCCUCGCUGGUCUCGCUGGUUCUUGGAGGGAUACUGUUGUCGGGGAUGUUUCUCUGA